Messenger RNA from Aspergillus homomorphus CBS 101889, 825 nucleotides. RefSeq names its product putative copper transporter crmD (gene crmD). The coding region runs from base 115 to 726 and encodes 203 amino acids. The transcript is spliced from 2 exons. Gene Ontology annotation, cellular component: plasma membrane. Gene Ontology annotation, molecular function: copper ion transmembrane transporter activity. The record is from RefSeq and is a predicted model, not a curated record. Lineage: Eukaryota; Fungi; Ascomycota; Eurotiomycetes; Eurotiales; Aspergillaceae. Gene Ontology annotation, biological process: copper ion transmembrane transport; intracellular copper ion homeostasis.
CACAUGUCGAGCUGACAGCUCAUACUAUUUUUGCAGCCUCUUGUACAAAACCCAGGCAACACACAACCAACCUCUCUGAAGACUCAACUCACGGAGCUUCUAGCGGGGCGCAAGAUGACCCUCAGCAUGAGCAUGAAUGGCUCCGAGUCGGAACAUGAGUGUAUGGCCAUGUCAGCCAUCUUCCGCGGGGGCACGCAAAUCACCCUAUUUGCCUCUGCUUUCUCCACCACCUCCCCGGGCGCUUAUCUUGCCGCCCUGAUAGCCCUAUUUCUGCUUGCAUGGUUCAACCGCUUUCUCACUGCUCUUCGCUACCAGAUCGACGCCACGCAAAUCCCCGGCUCAGUUGCGAGUAGCCUCCCACUGCAGUCGUUUUCGGGGCUUGAAGAAUGGGACGACGGGGCCAAUUCGGCUCCCAGCGCGGACCUUAUUCCCGGUCAUGAAAAGGCCUAUGCCAGCAACGAUCGGCUGCUCCUCCGCCGCCUUGCUUGUCCCUUCCCCACCUGGGUUGCUUCGAGACCGUGGCGCUGGCAGACCGAUGGCCUUAACACUCUCCUGGAGGGCAUUCGAGCGUUGACCGGCUAUCUGCUAAUGUUAGCUGUCAUGACAUUCAACCUCGGAAUCCUGGCCGCCGUUAUGGGAGGCGUCAUGGUCGGGGAACUCACUCUCGGCCGCUUUUCACAUUCUGCUCAGUCUGCAUGGCAGAAUGGGGCCUGUCAUGAUGGAUAGUUUGCGUUUUUGUUUCGGGUGUUUCCGGUGGCGGUUUCUCUGUAUAGCCUGUAGUCCUUGAUCUGAUUUCUAUCCGCGAGCUACUUGCAUGUAUCUCCA